AUGUCCUACCCCCAGUUUGGAUACCCCUACUCAUCGGCACCCCAGUUCCUGAUGACCACCAACUCCUUGACCACCUGCUGCGAGACCAGCGGCCGGACGCUGACGGACUCGGGGGCGGCGGCCGCCUCGGCGCAGACGCCCGUCUAUUGCCCCGUGUACGAGAGCAGGCUGCUGGCCACGGCCCGGCAUGAGCUCAACUCCGCGGCCGCCCUGGGCGUCUACAGCAGCCCCUACGCCAACACGCAGGGCUACAGCAACUACGUCACCUACGGCACCGAGGCGUCCGCCUUCUACUCCCUGAAUAGCUUUGAUUCGAAGGACGGGAGCGGGUCCGCGCAUGCGGGCAUUACCCAGGCGGCAGCUUACUAUCCCUACGAUCACACGCUCAGUCAGUACCAAUAUGACAGAUAUGGCACCAUGGACGCAGGGACCCGGAGGAAAAAUGCUACUCGAGAGACUACCAGCACGCUGAAGGCCUGGCUGCAGGAGCACCGCAAGAACCCGUACCCGACCAAGGGCGAGAAGAUCAUGCUGGCCAUCAUCACCAAGAUGACCCUCACGCAGGUCUCCACCUGGUUCGCCAACGCCCGGCGGCGGCUCAAGAAGGAGAACAAGAUGACCUGGCCCCCUCGGAACAAGUGUGCGGAUGAAAAGAGACCUUAUGAGGACGAGGAGGAGGGCGAAGUCCAAGGAGAGCGCCUGAAGAACGAGAAACUGGAAGAGCCGGCGAGCAAGGAGGACAAGGAGCUGGCCCUGAGCGACCUGGACGACUACGACCCGCUGGAGUCGGAGGGCUCGGAGGGCGAGCUGAAGGCGCGGCCCUUCGGCGCCGCGGAGGGCGCGCCGUGCGCCAACGACGCCUGCAAGGAGCCCUCGCUGGGCGCGGGCGCGCUGGAGGGCAGCCUCAAGGAGCCGGCGACGGGCCCGGCCGCCUGCGAGGCCGCGGAGCUGCUGAGCGCCCGCCAGCGGGGCUGCGAGGCCAAGCCGCGCUACCCGCCGGCGCAGGCGCAGGCGCAGCCGCCGGCGCAGCUGCUGGAGGCGGGCGGCAAGCCGCGGAUCUGGUCGCUGGCGCACACGGCCACGUCGCUCGGGCAGGCCGAGUACCCGUCGUGCAUGCUGCGACGCCAGCAGGGGGCGCCGAGCGCCGCCAGCGCCGGGGCCGCGCCGGCCGCGGGCGCCCUCGAGCGGCACGCCAAGGAUUCGCCCGUCACGAACCUCAGGAACUGGGUGGACGGCGUGUUCCACGACCCGCUCUUCCGGCACAGUACUUUGAACCAGGCCUUGAGCAACACCGCAGUGUCUUGGGCGACCACCAAGGGCUCCCUCCUGGAGACGGGGCCCCUGGGGCGCUCGCUGGGGGGCGGCGCCGCCGUGCUCAAGGGGCAGCUGGCGGGCCUGGCGGGCGCCCCGGACGCCGGCAAGGACUUCCUGGCGUUCCCCAAAGCAGGCGGCAAGAUGUUCUGCUCCUAACGACCGAGCCCCGUCCGCCUCCCUGGGCCAGGGUGGGGGAAGGCAAGACGGGGAGCGAGAGAGACUCGGGCCAGCGCGCCCCGGCGGGGCGGGGGACCAAACCAGGAGCACCGGGAAGGCUGGGGGGGAGUUUCCCUUGGAAGCCAGAGAAGUUUUUCGGGAGCGAGCAAACAUGGAUUUGCGAGGUGCUGACUCAAGGAGAGAGAGAGGAGAGAGACUUCUCUGCCGUUUGGAAGAUUUUCACUGGGCUGCGAGCUUGAGGGAUCGACGCCUUCACCGAUAUUUAAGUCCAUAGCACGUCCCGCUAGCUUUAGAGGCGAAUAUCAGCGUUUACCUUGGGCAAGUUUACAAGGCGCGAGAUGCUAAUUCCGCUUCUCCGGGGAUGGGAGAGGGAGCAGUCGGCCUGUCCUAUUCUCCCUGUUCGUUUGUUUUUUUCCUUUUAAUUUGUGGCAUGCCAAUCUUAGUUCCCCAAAAGACUUUCCCCUCCUCUUUUCCUUGUUAGCAUCUCACCCACGAAAAGGAAACAAAAAUGCACCUUCCACCGAGUUGACACCAUUGCGCGCACGCACACAACACACCGAAUUUGAACUUGACAAAUAAGCUAUGUCGGAAAGGUAUGUUCACUCCAAAUAAAUUGUCUGUCUCUCA
Messenger RNA from Varanus komodoensis (Komodo dragon), 2118 nucleotides. RefSeq names its product iroquois homeobox 4 (gene IRX4). Gene Ontology annotation, cellular component: nucleus. Gene Ontology annotation, biological process: neuron differentiation; cell development; regulation of transcription by RNA polymerase II. Gene Ontology annotation, molecular function: RNA polymerase II cis-regulatory region sequence-specific DNA binding; DNA-binding transcription factor activity, RNA polymerase II-specific. Lineage: Eukaryota; Metazoa; Chordata; Lepidosauria; Squamata; Varanidae. The transcript has 5 exons. The record is from RefSeq and is a predicted model, not a curated record. Bases 1 to 1470 code for a protein of 489 amino acids.